This is a messenger RNA of Raphanus sativus (radish), 2318 nucleotides long. Its product is annotated as calcium-dependent protein kinase 6. Gene Ontology annotation, molecular function: calcium/calmodulin-dependent protein kinase activity; calmodulin binding; calcium-dependent protein serine/threonine kinase activity. Lineage: Eukaryota; Viridiplantae; Streptophyta; Magnoliopsida; Brassicales; Brassicaceae. Bases 356 to 2002 code for a protein of 548 amino acids. Gene Ontology annotation, cellular component: cytoplasm; nucleus. Gene Ontology annotation, biological process: intracellular signal transduction; protein autophosphorylation; peptidyl-serine phosphorylation. The record is from RefSeq and is a predicted model, not a curated record. The transcript has 8 exons.
GAAGGUGAGAAGAAACCGCGUCUAGGUGAUGAGAACUAAGAUCUUUCUCUUAUUCAUCGUCAUCACAACAAAUCCACAAAGAAUGAAUCUUCUAUGCUCUGUUUGAUGAUUCAACGCAUCCUAUUACCCAACCACAAACAGCUACACACACGUAUAUAUAAAUAAAGAACGAAAGAAACUUUUUUUUUUCUGUUAUCAUUUGACUUUGAUCAUAAUCCUAAAUCCUAAUCCAUUUCUUCGUCUCCUAGCUGUUCUUCUGCUAUUCUGUGAUCAUUGGAUGAGGAGAAGAAGAAAGUGAACGUUGUGAAUAGAAAGUUUUCAGGCUUGUUUUUUUUGGUUUGCUUACCAUUGUUUCAUGGGCAAUUCAUGCCGUGGUUCUUUCAAGGACAAAACCUACGAGGGCAAUAACAAUCUGCCCGAGGAGAAUUCCAUAACCAUCACCCACGUUUCCUCCGUUCAUUCCCCGACCACAGAACAAGACUUCCCUAAAGAAGACAACAACAACAACAACAAGAGUCCUGUUCUUGUGCUUCCUGUGAAAGAACCUUUUAUGCGACGUAACAUGGACAACCAAGCCUACUAUGUUCUCGGUCACAAGACUCCUAACAUCCGCGAUCUUUACACCUUGAGCCGUAAGUUAGGACAAGGACAAUUCGGGACCACGUAUCUUUGCACCGAGGUUGCAACGGGUGUUGACUAUGCUUGCAAGUCUAUAUCCAAGCGUAAGUUGAUAUCUAAGGAAGAUGUUGAGGACGUUAGGAGGGAGAUUCAGAUAAUGCACCAUUUGGCUGGUCACAAGAACAUUGUUACCAUCAAAGGAGCUUAUGAGGACCCUUUGUAUGUUCACAUUGUGAUGGAGGUUUGUGCUGGUGGUGAGUUGUUUGAUAGGAUUAUUCAGAGAGGUCAUUACACCGAGAGGAAAGCUGCUGAGCUGACCAAGAUCGUUGUCGGUGUUGUUGAGGCUUGUCAUUCGCUUGGUGUCAUGCAUAGAGACUUGAAGCCUGAGAAUUUCUUGUUGGUUAAUAAGGAUGAUGAUUUCUCUCUUAAAGCCAUUGAUUUUGGUCUCUCUGUUUUCUUCAAACCAGGCCAAAUAUUUAAGGAUGUUGUAGGAAGUCCAUACUAUGUUGCUCCUGAGGUUCUUCUUAAACAUUAUGGUCCUGAAGCUGAUGUGUGGACUGCUGGUGUUAUACUCUAUAUUCUACUAAGCGGUGUCCCUCCUUUUUGGGCAGAAACACAACAAGGAAUAUUUGAUGCUGUCUUGAAAGGAGAUAUAGACUUUGAGUCAGACCCGUGGCCUGUGAUAUCCGACAGUGCUAAAGAUCUGAUCAGGAAGAUGUUAUGCUCUAAUCCCUCUGAACGCUUGACAGCUCAUGAAGUUAUGCGUCAUCCAUGGAUCUGUGAGAACGGAGUUGCACCAGAUAGAGCUCUUGAUCCGGCUGUUUUGUCUCGUCUCAAACAGUUUUCUGCAAUGAAUAAAUUAAAGAAGAUGGCUUUAAAGGUGAUAGCUGAGAGCCUGUCAGAAGAAGAGAUCGCGGGUUUAAGAGCAAUGUUUGAGGCAAUGGAUACUGAUAACAGCGGUGCAAUCACUUUUGAUGAACUCAAAGCUGGACUGAGAAGAUAUGGCUCUACUUUGAAAGACACUGAGAUCCAAGAUCUUAUGGAAGCGGCUGACGUGGAUAACAGCGGUACAAUAGAUUACAGUGAGUUUAUUGCAGCGACGAUCCAUCUGAAUAAGCUAGACAGAGAAGAGCAUCUUGUCUCUGCGUUUCAGUACUUUGAUAAAGAUGGAAGUGGUUACAUCACCAUUGAUGAGCUGCAACAAUCUUGCGUGGAACAUGGGAUGACCGAUGUUUUUCUUGAAGAUGUAAUCAAAGAAGUUGAUCAAGACAAUGAUGGACGGAUUGACUAUGGAGAAUUUGUUGCGAUGAUGCAAAAGGGCAAUGCUGGUAUCGGGAGACGAACAAUGAGAAAUAGCCUGAACAUCAGCAUGAGAGAUGCAUAGUCACUACACACGUCUUUGAACCAUUUACGUGGUGAGGCUGCAAAUGUUACCACGUAAUCAAAAAUAUUUGCAAUAUUCAAUCACAGAGAGAGGCAGUAAGGCAGCUAAAUCCUUGAAGGUUUGACUUUAAAAUGUUAAAAAAAAAAAAACUAAUGUACGCUUAACAUUGGUGGAUUGACAAAAAGUGUUUUGUUAUGUUUCAUCAGUUAGGUGUGGGGACUAUUUCUUUCUCUCUGUCUUUUGUUUUGUUUGUUUGUAACAACUGUUCAAGUUUGUUGACCUUAUUUCAUCUCCAUUAUUGAAAAGCUUUGACCCU